UCAAAUCCAUUUCUUCAUUUGGAUACUUAUCGAAAGGGGGGGAAACCCUAAAGGCUUGAAUUGUUGCAAAUUAAUCAGAUAAUAUUCUCUUGUUUCUAAUUGGUGCUAAUGGCGUCCUCUGAUUCAACUCCUUCCGCUACCAUCUCUGCUCCUCUGUCUCUUAAGAAGGAGAACAUCACUCAAGCGGGUUCAAAAAUUGCAGAAUUGAACGAAUCGAGGGCUGAGCUGCUCAGUAGAAUUCAAGGGCUGAAACAGGAUCUGCAAAAUUGGAGAUCAAAACUGGACACCCAAGUUAAAGUUUACCGCGAUGAGCUGACAGACCUGAAGAAAACACUUAAUGUUGAAGUGGAGCAACUCCGCACAGAAUUUCAAGAACUGAGGAGCACCCUCCAUCAACAACAUGAAGACGUCACUGCUAGCUUGAGAAAUUUGGGGCUGCAGGAUGUCUCCAAAGGUGUUAAAGAUGCUGAAGAAGCCAAGUUUGAAGGAAAGGAUGAGGAAGUGCAAACUCCACCACCCAUGAAGGAAAAUGGCAAGGAAGUGGAGAACUAGAUUGGUUAUUAUAGAAAUGACCAUAUUUUGUUUUCCACCAUGCUUAAGUUGU
Molecule: messenger RNA, 604 nt
Organism: Hibiscus syriacus
Lineage: Eukaryota; Viridiplantae; Streptophyta; Magnoliopsida; Malvales; Malvaceae
Exons: 7
Coding region: 109-552 (147 amino acids)
Source: RefSeq, a predicted model, not a curated record